Chrysemys picta bellii (western painted turtle) is the source of this 2229-nucleotide messenger RNA. It is a transcript of the gene GABRG3, whose product is annotated as gamma-aminobutyric acid type A receptor subunit gamma3. Gene Ontology annotation, molecular function: inhibitory extracellular ligand-gated monoatomic ion channel activity; GABA-gated chloride ion channel activity; GABA-A receptor activity. The record is from RefSeq and is a predicted model, not a curated record. NCBI's taxonomy places the organism in Eukaryota, Metazoa, Chordata, Testudines, Emydidae. Gene Ontology annotation, cellular component: synapse; GABA-A receptor complex; plasma membrane. Gene Ontology annotation, biological process: regulation of postsynaptic membrane potential; synaptic transmission, GABAergic; nervous system process.
AGGGAGUUCCCUCUCCCUUCUCCCCCUGUCCAUCGUUACGGAAGCGGGAGAGCAGGGGGUGGGGGAAGGGCUCUCUGGCAGACUCUGCUCCUUUCGGACAACCCCACUGGUACCUGUUGGUCAGGGACAGGGACCCAGGGGCUCAGUGCGUUCGGGCCGGAGCGCCUGGCUGCAGGGCAGGGCCCGGGCUGAGGUUGGCUUCCACUGGGGGGCUGGUGCGCUACUCCCCCCCCCCCCACCACACCCCGCCUGCUGUCCUGGUGGUGCCUGGUCUCGCUCGCCGCUCCCCACCGAAGGUGCCUGGCUAAUACACCUCUGAAAAGCAGGAGGGGCCGUUUCCUUAUUCCAGCCCAGUGACUGCCAGCGAGGGGAAGCGCUGGAGCUCCCCAGCACCUGCCCGCCCGUGGAGCCGGUUUUACACUGGGAGCUGGGAGUGUCUGCUUGGGUGUUUGGCUUUGGGGUUUUGGAGCAGUGCAAGAGGGAUAUUCUGCCCCCGGGCUAGAGCUGGGAAUACACCAGGAGAGAGAGAAUCCAAGCGCUAUCCCAUCGCCUCGUUAUUUUUCGUGUGAACGUCCGGCAACAUUUACUCCAUCCUGCUGCACCUGGUACCUGCUCAGAUCAUGUCAGCUAAGCUGCUGGUGCUUUUCUUCCUCCUGGCAGUGUUUCAAGCCUGUUCCAGAAAGGUUGAAGAGGAUGAAUAUGAAGAUGUAACAGGCAACCAGAAAUGGGUAUUAGCUCCAAAAACGCAAGACACAGAUGCGACUCUCAUAUUAAACAAGUUGCUGAGGGAAUACGACAAAAAGCUACGGCCAGACAUUGGAAUAAAACCAACAGUUAUUGAUGUUGACAUUUAUGUUAACAGCAUUGGCCCAGUGUCAUCAAUAAAUAUGGAAUACCAAAUUGAUAUAUUUUUUGCUCAGACAUGGACAGACAGCCGCCUUCGUUUCAACAGCACCAUGAAAAUACUGACUCUAAACAGCAAUAUGGUUGGAUUGAUAUGGAUACCAGACACUAUCUUCCGAAAUUCUAAAACAGCAGAAGCUCAUUGGAUCACUACACCCAAUCAGCUUCUGAGAAUAUGGAAUGAUGGGAAAAUCUUGUAUACUUUAAGACUCACCAUCAAUGCAGAAUGCCAGCUGCAGCUACAUAAUUUCCCAAUGGAUGAACAUUCUUGCCCGUUGAUAUUCUCUAGUUAUGGCUAUCCUAAAGAAGAAAUGAUUUACAGAUGGAGGAAAAACUCAGUAGAGGCCGCAGACCAGAAAUCUUGGAGACUCUAUCAGUUUGACUUCAUGGGUCUCAGAAAUACUUCAGAAAUUGUGAAAACCUCUGCAGGUGAUUACAUAGUCAUGACUAUAUACUUUGAUUUAAGUAGAAGAAUGGGAUACUUCACUAUUCAAACAUACAUACCCUGCAUCUUAACAGUUGUGUUAUCCUGGGUAUCCUUCUGGAUUAAAAAAGAUGCUACACCAGCAAGAACAGCACUAGGUAUUACCACUGUAUUGACCAUGACAACAUUGAGUACCAUUGCAAGAAAGUCUUUACCCCGUGUCUCCUACGUCACUGCCAUGGAUCUGUUUGUGACUGUAUGCUUUUUAUUUGUCUUUGCUGCUCUGAUGGAGUAUGCAACCCUCAACUACUACUCAAGCUGCAAGAAGCCAAACUGUACCAAGAAGAAAAAGUCGCUACCUGAUGUCAGUUUUGGUCACAUGAUGAACUAUUCUGUACUUGAUAUAAGACCGCCGCCUACAGUCAUCACAUUGAACAAUGCCAUGUACUGGCAAGAAUUUGAAGACACUUGUGUCUAUGAGUGUCUGGAUGGGAAGGACUGCCAGAGCUUUUUCUGCUGUUAUGAAGAAUGUAAAUCUGGCUCAUGGAGGAGAGGACGGAUUCACAUAGACAUCUUAGAACUGGACUCCUAUUCCAGGGUCUUUUUUCCAACAUCGUUCCUGCUGUUUAACCUGGUCUACUGGGUUGGAUACCUCUAUCUUUAAGUGUUGCCGGUAGUGGUGAAGACUGCUGUGUUUUCACACUUCUUGGGAUAGUGAACAUGAAAAAGUGAAGGAGGACAUGGUCAGUUUCAUCUCAAAUUAUAGAGGCCACGUUACCUUUUAUCAUCACAGAAAUCAAUGAAGGAUUUUAAUAUGUAGUUGCCUGAAAAAGAAAAACCUUGAAGAAUUCCCCUGACUGCUAUUCAUUUUAAAUACAAGAUUCUUACUAAAUUCAGCUGAA